Rhopilema esculentum is the source of this 905-nucleotide messenger RNA. RefSeq names its product tetratricopeptide repeat protein 9C. NCBI's taxonomy places the organism in Eukaryota, Metazoa, Cnidaria, Scyphozoa, Rhizostomeae, Rhizostomatidae. The record is from RefSeq and is a predicted model, not a curated record. Gene Ontology annotation, molecular function: protein binding.
AUUUGUAGCGGGAAGAAAGAAAGUGGAUGUUCUGAAGGGGAAGCGCAAGUGAAGAUUUAGGACCGUAAAUGUUUCAUGUUUUGUUGCAUGUUUAGCCAAUAGAGUACAUUUAGAUCUAUGUUGAUUUAUCGACUACAUAUUUAAAUGGCAGAGGCAGAAAAGCCCGCCACGACAAUGGAAGAGAAAGUCGAGAAAGCGUUAGGCCUAAAAAGUGAAGGCAACGAACACUUCAAGAACAAAGACUAUAAAUCCGCCAUUAGGAAAUACCACAACGCACUACUUUAUGUUAAAGGACUUUUAGAUCGUGCAAAGACUUACCAAUCAUUAGGAACCGCUUUGCCCGAAGUAACGAUGCAAAGUCCCCCAAGUGACGAGCUUGAAGAGAAGAUAAAGGAGCUGCAGUUAACGUGUUACAAUAAUUUGGCAGCUUGUCUUCUUAAAACUGAAAAAUAUGACCGUGUUUUGGAUUACUCGAACAAGGCACUUGGUAUCGAAUCAAAGAAUACAAAAGCAUUGUUUAGGAGAGGGACAGCUUCUUACCAUCUCAAGAACUUCCAUGAUGCUGAGAAAGAUUUUACAUACAUCCUGGAGCUUAGUCCAAAAGAGACAUCUGUUCAGAAGUAUUUGAAGGAGAUAGAACUUCAGAAAAGGAAUUCAUUGGAAAAACAAAAGCAGAUGUACAGCAAAAUGUUUUGAUGUUUUUCUUGCAGAAAUUCAAUGUGGUCAUGUAUAAGAGACGAUUGUAUAUCAAUUUUAUAAGAUCAAACCAAUUUUUGUUGGAAUCAAACAAACACAUUCAUUUAUUAAGAUAUACUAGUUUCCAUUUAGCUGCAAGCAGCUAUUGAACUUGUUUCAUUUGAAUAUUUACAAUGACAAAUUGUUUUUUAUGUAAUUUUAACAUGGUU